AUGAGGGAGUUUGUCCCAAAAUACUUUGAAAAAUUCAAAAUAGAAGAAGAUUAUGAGAACAAGAGAGACUGUUUUAACAACUUUAACCUAUUCUAUUUUUGGCAUAUUAACAACACGGGAAACAAGGAUUAUGUAAAGCUCCUCAGCCAAAUCCGAGUAGAGCUUUAUAGAACAAAAGAAAGCCGUCUCUCCAGCCCACGGGUUGUUUCCCUUAAGAAUUCUGAAGACCUGCUGCAAACAACAGCGGCGCUAGAACUUUUGGAAGUGAGGCCACACAACUGUUCCAACACGCGAGCCGUUCAACAAGCUGCUGUCAUCUCCCUGUGUGCUUCUGAUUGCCGAUCCGUGGGGUUACGGGAGUGCAACCACGUAACGUUCUUUACCUUCAUAAAGGAGGGAAACAAAGAAAGGAGCCUCUCCGACUGCGGUCUCCACAGCACCAGGCAGCCCCCGGCCCUAUCCCCUCCCCACGUGCUAUCGCGACACCCCGACAGCGCUGGCAGCACUGGGGUCAUAAUAAGCAGCAGCAGCAGCGCUCGGUCCGACGCCGCCGCCCGUGAGCCCGGAGUGGGGCCGGCAAAGGGGCGGGGCGGCCGCGGCCACCCUACAUGGCCCGGCCCGGCCCGGCCCCGGCGCUCCGGCCCGCGGGGAUCGGGGGGCGGGAGGGGCGGAGGGGACCCGGCGGAGCCGCACACCGAGCCACCCGCGGCCCGCCCCGGCCGGAGCUGUCAGCGGCGGCGAGGAGCCGCCCCGGGCGCUCGAGCCCCCGCCGGGCCGCCAUUUGUUUACGGCCCGGCUGCCGGGCAGCGGGGCGCGGCCCCGGGGGGGCGCAGGCCCCGGCUCGCCCCGCCGGACAGCAGCAGCAGCAGCAGCGGCGGCUCACCCGUCCCCGUCGCUCGGCAGGCAGGCAGGAGGGCGCGGGAGCCUGCGCUGCGCCUCGCCCUUUUCCCCUGCGGGGCUCUGGCCGCCGCCGCCGCCGCACUCUGUUCCCGUCGCUCCGCCUCUGCCGGCCCGGCUCGCUCUGCCCGCACCGCCGCGGGGCUCCCGGCGCGGCCCCGCUCCGGCCGCGCCCCCGCCGGCCGCGCGCGCGCGCGGCACAGCCAAGGCCAGCGGGUGCGCGGGGCGGGGCGGGGCCGGCGGGGGCGGGGCCGGGAUGGGACUGGGCCGGAGUGCCCGGAUGGCGCGUGUGGCCUCCGUGGCCCCUGCGCGUGCGCGGUAGCGGCAGCCGCCGCCGGGCUGUGGGGGUGCGUGGGCUUCGAGGGGGAGCGGUGGCUUCGGGGCUCCCUGGCGUGCCCUGUCCUUCCGGUCCGGGAGCCAGCGUGCCCUGCCCCUGGGGUUACCGCCUUUGCAGCUUUCCUGGGCCUCGGGGCUGCCGCUGCGGGCGGUGGUGUGGGCGGAGGGCUCAGCCAGCGCAGCUGCCGCGUCGGGUCCGAACGGACCCUGUCGGCUCGCCGGGCGCACCGGUGGGCGCUGGGGCACUGUGACGACCCACCCUUGAAGGGAAGGGAAGCACCUAAGAUUCCUAAAUGCGCGUUGGUCGAGACGAACGACAAAAGUCAGAGGGUCCGCAAUCAAUCAGGAAGUUUUAUUAGUAAAUUAAGGAACAUAAUAAAUGUAGACAUAUUUUGUGGCCGCAGAAGAUACAGCUUGGGGAGAUUAGUUUGUUAAUUCACAAGAAAAGGUAUUCUUCCUUUAAAUUUCCAGGAAAACCUUGUUUUCUGCACCUAGUUUCUGAAGACCUUCUUUCCCUGCCAUCUGUGUAGAUUUCUGUUUGAGAGAGGUUGUACAUGUUUAAGAUCAAGCAAAAUAGAUCCUCUGAAUCUCUCAGCACCUAACCCGAGUUUGCUGGGGAGUAAGUAAAAGAUGUGACUGUUGCACGUUUGAACAUUUAGCAUCUUAGAAAAUUCUUACCUUUUCUUACAAACAAGAGAGCAUGAAGGACAUAAGCCAUCAUUUUCACAUUAGGUACGUAAGACAAAGCAUAAGAUGACCUUAAUAUUGAGGCAUCAUUGCCAGCACUUCCUAUAAUAAGCACUCUCAGGUUUGCCCCACCCUUAUACUACAGCCUUGAUCUUCCUUGAUCCUGAGGACAGGCCCUUUUUAUCCUUCACAGGUUUGAUUAUAGGAUCAGGAUAUAAUAAUCGAGCCAAGUGAGUUCCAGAAGAUGGUAGGGAUUGGCACCAUGACUCAGAGAAGCCAAGCAAAAUCAUUUCAUCUGCUCAGCAGGCAAUUAUAUAAAUUACUGGGCAGAAUCUGUGUAGACAGUCAUGGUUUUUGCAACUGGCUUGUACUGGCAGUGUCUGCUGUGGGGCAGGUGGAGUUUACUGUGCUGCUUAUUCUCACCACAGUGGAGUACACUCGCUGGCUGGUUGAGAUCACUCUGCUGGAGAGGUAUUAAUUACACAGGGUGUUGCAGUGCUUCUGUCACUGACUAUGUUCCAGAAUUGAGCUUCUAUGACUGAAGCUGGGCUUUUUAUUGCUUCUUUUGAGUGAGAAGAAUGAAUUUCUGUGGCUUGGACUUCCUUUCUCAUACCUCAGCUGAGACUUCUCUGAUCAUGCAGUCAUUCAGGGAACAAUCUGCUGCUUCUCUAAUGCUUUAGUGCAUAUACUUGUUUAUGGUCCCACAGCUAUUCCCUGGUGUCCCACCAGACAAUCAUCAUCAUUCCCAUGAACUGCUAUUUAAGGUAAUCAGGCAAGUUGUAAUCACACAAUUUGGCUUAGUACCAUUGACCUACAAGCCAGAAGGUCUUUGAGGAUUCAGUGGAUGAACAACUGGAGAGGUUAUUUUCUGCUAGCUUAAAUCCAAAAUGACUGAAACUUCAUUCUGGCUAUUCAUAAAUGGAAAAUGAGUAUCCAUUUCUGGUCCAGUGUUGUUCCGUCCAUGACACUAUCACUGAAGUCAACAGAAGAGUGAAGUGUAUAUUGAUUCUUGAGGCGGUAUAACUGGUGUCUUUCCCCUUAUUUGAAGUAAAGCCUGUACCAAAUACCAAGGCAGUUGCUGAGGUGUGCAAACAAUCUCCUGUAAGCCAGUAACUGUGAAAUAAAACACAUUUAUUUCUAAGGUUGUGGAAAGUGCAAUUUGUUUGCUGUCAGUGAAUGUGAAUUAUUUAAGCACUUUCUAGUUUCAAAUUCUAGCAAUCACAGUCUUUUUUCACCGAUGGGUAUUUUUGUCUGGAAAUUCUUUCUACGUGGAGACAUAGAGGGGGAAAAUAAUUACUAAUGUUUCCAAAAUGCGUUUGCAAGUAGAUUGACUAAUGCGUGAGUGUUCGUAUUUAGCAGUGUGUAAAAAUAAACAGCUGAGAUCUGCCCACAAAGCCACAUAUGCAAUUUGCACUGCAGGAUGUUUCCAAACAACAGAGACCUCAAAAAAAGUUUUUUGCAACUCUUAAGUUUGUUUUCAACCUAGGACCAUCAAGAGAUC
Messenger RNA from Pseudopipra pipra, 3421 nucleotides. RefSeq names its product collagen, type I, alpha 1a-like. The record is from RefSeq and is a predicted model, not a curated record. The transcript has 4 exons. NCBI's taxonomy places the organism in Eukaryota, Metazoa, Chordata, Aves, Passeriformes, Pipridae. Bases 1 to 1668 code for a protein of 555 amino acids.